AUGAAGCUGGUAAACAGCAGGCAAAAGUUUGAAGAACCUGAAGAACCGGAAGAACCAGAAGCGCCAGAAAUUCCGGAGAAACCGAGGGAGAAAUUGGAUAUUCGCACGCAUUGGUUCGCCCCAGGUGGUCAACCGGAGUUCCCUAAAUUGGUCUAUUCACUAAAUUACGGCUGGAAAGAGGUUUACGAUGAGGAAGAGUUCCGCGAGCUGAAAAUCACCUACACGGCUCCAUGGGGAUUGCCCGGAUUACGGUGGAUUGAGGUUCCCUACACUUCAACAAAGCCGGAAAGUCGAACAAAAGUGGCAAUUCCGAGCGCUUUCGUGCCAUUGAAUGAUGAGAAAAAAGACGAGAAAAUGGUGGCCGUCAAAAAAGUUCACCUUCGAGUUUUCGCUGCAGAAAAUGAUGGAGAAUUUGUGAAUAUUCCGAAAAAUACACCUGAAGCUGAAAAUGAGAAAGCCGAAGUGGUUGAAGAGCCGAAAAAUGAAGAUGUUCAAGAUGGAGAAAAGGGAAAUGCGGAAGGGAAAGAAAAACAAGAGUUCAUCUUCAAAAACGCGACCACGACGUUGAAAAUGGAGGAAGUGACUCCGAAAACGCUUGAAGAUGAUAAAGAACAAAAUCCACAAAAAGAUGAAAAAGAAUCCACCUCAAAAGCCACGACAUUUCUCGGAGAAUUGAUGGGCUCAAGGACAGACACUUGUCCUCCGAUUACGGUUCGAGGGGAAGAAAGCGAGCCAUUGUACUGGAUCGUUCGCGCUCAUCCGUGCAAUGAGAAUCCGCUUGAAUUAGCAAAAAUUUUCACCACCGAUGACGGGAAAUCUUUCGCCUACUAUGGCCGUCCCGAGCUCGUCUCGUUGAAGAAAAAGAAACCUCUA
Molecule: messenger RNA, 873 nt
Organism: Mesorhabditis belari
Lineage: Eukaryota; Metazoa; Nematoda; Chromadorea; Rhabditida; Rhabditidae
Source: the annotation of a GenBank genome assembly